Messenger RNA from Trichoderma reesei QM6a, 984 nucleotides. RefSeq lists its product as uncharacterized. Gene Ontology annotation, biological process: regulation of transcription by RNA polymerase II. Gene Ontology annotation, molecular function: transcription coregulator activity. Bases 1 to 984 code for a protein of 327 amino acids. Lineage: Eukaryota; Fungi; Ascomycota; Sordariomycetes; Hypocreales; Hypocreaceae. Gene Ontology annotation, cellular component: mediator complex. The transcript is spliced from 2 exons. The record is from RefSeq and is a predicted model, not a curated record.
AUGGAUACAUACAUUGACAGCCGCUUCGAGCGCCUGGAAAAGGCUCUCGCAACGCUCAUUGACUCCGUCACGAAAUACCACCCCUCACCAAUCCAAGCAGAAGAGCUCAAGAACGCCGACAAUGAACUCUGCAAAGGCCUGGAGCAAGUCGAGAUCCAUCAGAGGAACCACCUCAAAAUCCAACAGCUCCGCCAAAUGUCCAACUCCCUCGACGCCCAGAUCCGCGAAACGCUCACCUCCCUCGCAACAACGCGCAAGGACCUCGUCACCACACAAGUCACCACCUACCCUUCCGAACCAAACUACCCGAUCUUAUACGAAGAGCUGCUCGGCUUCGCCCGCCGCAUCAGCAAGACCUCCAUGCCGCCCGCCGCCAUCCUCAACGCCAUGGCCGCCGCCGCCGCCGCGACGAAUCAAGACUCUCAGACGCCGGUUCCUGAUUCUCAGACCCAGAUGGCCAUGACGCCGUCGGCGCAGACUCCGAAUCCCAUGCAGAGUCCCGCUCCUACCAAUGGCGUAGCCGAACAACAGACGCAGGCCUCCGCGCAUACAAGUCUCCCCGACAACAUGAACCAGUUCCUCAACCCAUUAUCAGGCCAACUCUUCUUCCCCUGGCCGCUCGAAGACAAGAUCCGCUCCGGAGCACUAGCGUCCAAUCAGAUCCUCCUCGAACAAGGCAUUGACCCCCGCGGCUACGACCCCGUUGCCGAAGAAGAGCGCAAGCGCAAAGAAGAGGAAGAGCGCAAGGAGAGGGAAGAAAAGGAGAAGCAGGAGCGUGCUGAACGCGAGCGGGAAGCGGAGCGCCAGCGACAAGAGCGGGAACGAGCAAUUGAGAAGCAGCAGGCCGAGUGGCGCAGAGCGAGCACCGCCGCUGGUGCUUCUGGAGAUGCGGGCGUCGGUGGGCCGCCGAGUGCAAAGGCGGAGAAGAAGCAGUUUCAGUUUACGAAUCUGGAUGAUUUGGAUGACGAUGAUGAUGAGGACUAG